Ustilago hordei is the source of this 2253-nucleotide messenger RNA. RefSeq names its product putative histone acetylase. The transcript is spliced from 2 exons. The record is from RefSeq and is a predicted model, not a curated record. Bases 1 to 2253 code for a protein of 750 amino acids. Gene Ontology annotation, molecular function: histone H3 acetyltransferase activity; protein binding. NCBI's taxonomy places the organism in Eukaryota, Fungi, Basidiomycota, Ustilaginomycetes, Ustilaginales, Ustilaginaceae. Gene Ontology annotation, cellular component: histone acetyltransferase complex. Gene Ontology annotation, biological process: positive regulation of transcription by RNA polymerase II; chromatin remodeling.
AUGCCACUUCUAUACCCGUCUGGAGUGCGAUCAGCACUCAAGCUCUCUCCAUUUCAGCGCGUGAUCAAGAUCGCGCGGCAUACACCAUCCUCUUCUGCCGACCCAGACUCUUCGACCUGCCUAGGCUUCAAACCUUCCGAACACGAAGAGAUUGUUGAAGAUCCUGUCUCCAGAAGUUCACGGCAUGAUCCGCGCAACGUCGAUGAUGACACGCUGGAAGGGGAAUGGAGCGCAGUACCGUGCGACAACUGCGGUCGCAACAUCAAAGAGCAUGCAGCGCUCACCGAUGCAAAUGACGAGGAGGCAAUACGAAGAGCGAAAGUCGCGGUACGAUUGGACGAGCUACUGGAAGACAAGGGCAAGCUGCUCGACUUCGGCUAUGCUGAUACGGACAUUGAGUCCCUUCGCAAGCAGAUGAGACCAGUAGGGCCAGACGGUCUCGUUGAAGCAUCCAGUCCUGUAUCACAACUCAGCACUGUACCAGACGCAACACCCAGUCCUUACCCUUCAGCACAAGCCCUGCCGAAUGGCUCGGGUCCGCACUCAUCUACGCCGCUCUUUCAGAGCUUGGAUCGGAAACGUAAGCUCCGUGAUGCUUCGCGCUCGAGGUCUCGCUCGCGCGACAGAGAAGCCUCGGUAGCUACCUCAAGUCGCCUUUCCAGUCCGGAGAUGACGGUGGUGCACUCAAAUCCGGCAUCUCGGCAGCAGUCGGUCGAGCCUGGAGCAUCCAACGGACGACACGACCCCAAACGCAGGAAAUUUGCCUCGAGCGACUUGGCAAAGGAAAGCGCCGCAGAUGCAAACACCGCAGAUGCAAACACUUCGACGGAUCUCAGCGAAGAAUCGGUGGACAUUAGAGCGGCAGAAGGAUUUGCAGCAGCAGCAACAGCAGAAGAAGAGGAUGCGUACAACUCGACAUCACAGCCGGAAGCAGGAGACCCGACAGAUUCGGCGACUCGCAAAGAUGCGAAUGGAGAGGAAGGAGAGGUAGGGGAAACCAAGAUCAAGGAAGAAGAGACUGUGGAUCUCACAGAGGAGGCGCAACCUCCACCAAAGAGUGCUGCAUCUGCCGUCGAAGAGGGCGUGGCACCCAAGAAGGAGCGUCCAGCUGUCAUCGAGGAGCGCACCGGCCUUAUUCAAUUCCGAGUCGUGACCAACGAUGGCAAUCACGAAUCGAUGAUCUUGCUAACAGGUCUCAAGAACAUCUUUCAACGUCAAUUGCCAAAGAUGCCACGCGAGUACAUCUCUCGUCUUGUAUUUGACCGCAAUCACCAGAGUGUGGCCAUCGUCAAGCGUGGACUGCAGGUGGUAGGAGGCAUCACAUACCGACCCUUCAAGCAGCGCAAGUUUGCCGAAAUCGUGUUCUGUGCCAUCACCAGUACGGAGCAAGUCAAGGGUUACGGCUCGCAUCUGAUGAACCAUCUCAAGGAUCACGUCAAGGCUUCGUCGCCAGUCAUGCAUUUCUUGACAUAUGCCGACAACUACGCUAUCGGCUACUUCAAAAAGCAAGGUUUCACCAAGGAAAUCACUUUGGAUCGAUCGAUUUGGGUGGGCUACAUCAAGGACUACGAAGGCGGAACGUUGAUGCAGUGUAGCAUGGUGCCUCGAGUCAAGUACUUGGAAGUGCAAGACAUGCUUGCGGCGCAGAAGGAGGCAGUGCUGGCCAAGAUCCGAAGCAUCAGUCGUUCGCAUGUGAUCCACAAGGGCCUGAAAGCAAUGCGAGACCGCGAUCGCUUGAUUAAGCUCAAAGGUCUUAUCGAGAAUCCGGAUGGAACCGUCGCAAAGCCAGAACGCGCGGCCAAACGAGAUCAGCACCACGGCGAAGAAGACCCCACGGCGACGUUCUUGGUGGAUCCUUCCGAGGUGCCAGGGCUCAAGGAGAGUGGUUGGACACCCGAGAUGGACGAGUUGAGUCGACGACCGAAGCGAGGACCACACUUUGCAGUCAUGCGACAUAUCCUCGUGGAGCUCAACGGUCAUGGAAGCGCCUGGCCAUUCGUGAACCCAGUCAACGGAGAGGAGGUAACCGACUACUACGACGUUAUCAAGAAUCCGAUGGACCUGUCGACAAUGGAAGCCAAGCUCGAGAACAACCAGUACGCCAACGUUGAUGAGCUUGUUGCCGAUGCUCAAUUGAUCUUUGACAACUGUCGAUCAUACAACCCCGCCUCGUCACCAUAUGCUAAGAGCGCGACCAAGUUGGAAAAGUUCCUCAAGGAGACCUUGCUUCCAAAGGUUCAGAGCUCACUCUAG